UUUUUUUUGCGUAGACGACUGUCUCAUCUCUCAUCCCUCUCUCCCACUGACAAAAACAGAGAAGAGAGAGAGAGAAACAGAGGAGAGAGAGAGAGCUCGGGAACUGAGCGCCGAAGCUACGACGCUUAAACCUCGAGUUUGUCACUCCCUCACUGCUCAUUCAACAGCUUCCCUCAAGUAGCCUAGGGUUCCUGUUUUUUGAAACGCCAGUUCUCGAAUCGUGACGCGCGGAGAUCUUCCGGUAGUGUGGGUCAGGGAGCUCUGAAGGAGAAAGCAUUUGCAUUGCCAUCCCCCGCCUCCUCGAUAUAAAUAGAAGUUUUAAGGAAAAUAUGCAGACACCAAAAUCAAGCAGAACUGGCUCUUUGGAAGUUCCACCAAGAACAUCUCCUGCGACACCUCGAACUGCCCGCCAACCCAAGACAGCAGUAUCAGAUUCUGACUCAGUUUCCUCUCAUCCAUCAAGUAAGACACCAAAAGACAGGAGUCCUAAAGUCAUUGAACGCCGUUCCCCUAGAAGCCCAGCACCUGAGAAGAAGCGCCCUGGAAGAGUGUUUGAGUUGGAAUCUCAGCUUGCUCAACUCCAGGAGGAUCUGAAGAAGGCAAAGGAGCAGCUAAGCUCAUCUGAGUCAUGGAAAAAGCGAGCUCAGCAGGAGGCUGAAGAUGCCAAGAAGCAACUCACAGCCAUGUCAGCAAAGCUUGAGGAGUCCGAGCAGCAGCUGCUGGACCUUUCUGCUUCUGAGGAAGAUCGUGUUCAAGAGCUCCGUAAAAUCUCCCAGGAUCGAGAUCGUGCAUGGCAGUCUGAACUUGAAGCUGUUCAGAAGCAGCACUCAAUGGACAAUGCCACCCUGGCUUCUGCAAUUAAUGAGAUCCAGAAGCUCAAGAUCCAGCUGGAAAUGGUGGCCGAGUCUGAAGCUGCCCAACAUAGGCAUGCAGAAUCAGCAUAUGCAGAGAUUGAGAACUUGAGACAAGAACUUUCGGAGACACUCUCCCUUGUUCAGAAAAUGAGAACAGACCUUAGUGAUUGCAAGGAAUCUGAAGCACGGGCUCUGGAAAUUGUUAGCAAAACUCAAGCUCAACUGGAAAUGGCAAAGGCAACUGAAGAGACCCUCCGUUUGGAUGGCCUUAAAGCCAUGGAGGCUUGUAACUCUAUAGCUGCGGAGUUGGAGCAAUCAAAGGCUCAAAUAUUUUAUCUGGAGGGAAUAGUAAGCUCACUCCAGGAAGAAGUCAAUAGCGACAUAAAGAGUUCAGAAGAUCCUCCAGGUAAUUCUAAACUUGCACAUGAAGAUGGAGAAAGUGAGGAUUUAAACCAGCUCAAAGCUGAGCUUAAUUUGGUAAAAGUUGAGGCGGAUCAACUAAGAUCUGCAUUAGAUGCAGCUGAGAGUAGGUACCAGGAAGAAUAUAUACAGAGCUCACUGCAGAUUAGAGGCGUUUAUGAACAACUUGAGCGUACAAAAUCAGAGUCGGGCCUGAGAGAAGCUGAAUUGGAAGCAGAACUAAGGAAAGCAAAAGCUGAUAUUGAAGAAUUAAAGGCAAACUUGAUGGAUAAAGAAACUGAAUUGCAGAGUAUUUCAGAGGAGAAUGAAGGACUGAAUUUGAAGAUAGAGAAAAAUCAGUCAAGUGUUCGAAACUCUGAAAUGGAAGUGGAGCUGAAGAAGUUGGGGGCUGAUUUGGCAGAUUUGAAGGCGAAUUUGUUGGAUAAGGAAACUGAAUUGCAGGGUGUAGCGGAGGAGAAUGAAACUUUGAAGUUCGAAAUCAAGAAGAGGGAAAUGGAGAGAAAUAAAAUGAAUGAUGAGACAGUAGCUUCGGCAGAAGCAGCCAAGACUGCAGAGCGAGAGGCACUGAUGAAGCUGGGCUUUAUAACAGAAGAAGCAGAUAAAAAUAGUAGAAGAGCAGCACGGGUGACUGAGCAGCUGGAUGCUGCACAGGCUGCAAAUUCAGAUUUGGAGGCUGAGUUGAGAAGAUUAAAAGUGCAGUUAGAUCAGUGGAGGAAGGCUGCUGAGGCAGCUGCUUCAAUGCUCUCAACUGGUAAUAAUGGAAAAUACAUGGAGAGGACGGGAUCUCUUGACAGCAGCUUUCAUACCAUUGGUGGAAAGCUAGGGUCACCUUCCUCGGACGACAUGGAUGAUGACUCGCCCAAGAAGAAAAAUGGGAAUGUGUUGAAGAAGUUCGGGGUGCUGUGGAAGAAGGGCCAAAAGUGAAUGGAUCAUCUUGGCAGGUUUCAAAUUGUCUGCACUGUGUUAUAUUUUAAAUGUUUGCCUUACUGUUAUGUAAUUGUAUGUAGGGUUUUUUUCUUGACUGGCAUAUUUUGGUGGGAUGGUACUUAUCUGAAUUUCAGUGUUGAGGAGAUAGCUUUCAUUGAAGUCUCCCUCUUUCAAGGGUGUAUAGGCAUGUCAGAAACUGGGAAAUUUUGGUGGUUCCAUUUCAUUUCACCCCCUGUAUCUUUGGAUAAACGCAGCGACUGUAGUUUUUCUUUU
This is a messenger RNA of Malania oleifera, 2474 nucleotides long. RefSeq names its product interactor of constitutive active ROPs 2, chloroplastic. The transcript is spliced from 4 exons. NCBI's taxonomy places the organism in Eukaryota, Viridiplantae, Streptophyta, Magnoliopsida, Santalales, Ximeniaceae. The coding region runs from base 330 to 2198 and encodes 622 amino acids. The record is from RefSeq and is a predicted model, not a curated record.